AUGAAAUCUGCUAUUCUCCUCUCGCUCAUCCCUAGUGCGCUGGGUACUAUCUACCUUGCUGGUGACUCGACCAUGGCAAAGGGUGGGACUGGAUCUGGCACAGCGGGUUGGGGUGAAUAUGUUACUCCCUAUACCUCACUCACUGUGUCCAAUCAAGCUGUCGCCGGCCGCAGCGCACGGUCAUACACGCGUGAGGGUCGGUUCGAUGCCAUUACAGCAGUGGUCCAGUCUGGAGAUUGGGUAAUCAUCGAGUUCGGGCACAAUGACGGUGGCUCUCUGACUCCCACUGAUAACGGGCGUACCGACUGUGGUGGCACAGGAAGCGAGACCUGCAGCACAAUCUACAACGGGGUCGCCGAAACAGUGUUGACAUUCCCGGCAUAUGUAGAGAAUGCCACCAAGGUAUUCAAGGCCAAGGGCGCGAAUGUGAUCAUCUCGAGUCAGACACCCAACAAUCCCUGGGAAACCGGAACCUUCACCUAUGCCCCGUCGCGGUUUGUGGGCUAUGCGCAGGUGGCAGCUGCAGCCGCUGGCGUGCCCUAUGUUGACCACGGGGCUUAUGUGGCAGAUCGGUUCAAGACACUGGGCCUGACUGCUGUCGAUGCGUACUUCCCCUUGGACCACACGCACACCAGUACCGCCGGUGCAUCGGUAGUGGCUCAGGCUUUUUUCAAGGCUGUGGUUUGUGGGAAUGUUGCGCUGAAGGGUUCUCUCAGCACUACUUCUUUCCCUGGUUCUUGCCUUUAG
This is a messenger RNA of Penicillium robsamsonii, 747 nucleotides long. Its product is annotated as rhamnogalacturonan acetylesterase RgaE. Bases 1 to 747 code for a protein of 248 amino acids. The transcript has 2 exons. NCBI's taxonomy places the organism in Eukaryota, Fungi, Ascomycota, Eurotiomycetes, Eurotiales, Aspergillaceae. Gene Ontology annotation, molecular function: hydrolase activity, acting on ester bonds. The record is from RefSeq and is a predicted model, not a curated record.